This is a messenger RNA of Nematostella vectensis (starlet sea anemone), 2729 nucleotides long. RefSeq names its product polyunsaturated fatty acid 5-lipoxygenase. Gene Ontology annotation, biological process: lipid oxidation. The transcript has 11 exons. Bases 239 to 2152 code for a protein of 637 amino acids. The record is from RefSeq and is a predicted model, not a curated record. NCBI's taxonomy places the organism in Eukaryota, Metazoa, Cnidaria, Anthozoa, Actiniaria, Edwardsiidae. Gene Ontology annotation, molecular function: metal ion binding; oxidoreductase activity, acting on single donors with incorporation of molecular oxygen, incorporation of two atoms of oxygen.
UUCCUGAGCUUAUUCAUGCAUUCAAAGUACUGGCGGACAAAUUAUAUCAAGCCAUUCAAAUGAUACUUCCCUGUUUUUGUUCGACGAGGGCGUUUGAUUGCACGAGAAAACAAUAACAUCUUAAAUCGUGGUAUUUGAUUAAGGGCUUAAAAGGUGUCGGAUUUAAGGAUAUGUGACACAGUCAAAGAAGUGUUCAAGUAAGGUACGCUACUCUAAGCUGCUGAUUACACAAGUUGCGAUGAGAGGUCGCUGGAGAGGGAUCUUGCUUUGUAUUGCGUGGCUUAAUUACAGCUAUGGGUACUGUCCGUUAUCGCUGCCUCAACGCGCCCCUGUAGCAGAACCUUGUCACAGUGACCGUCAGGCUCGCCUUAAACAGCAGCGCGAUACGCUCAAGCUACGCAAAGCCACCCCCGACAUGCCUUUCACCAGGCUAGGGCUAGACACAUCGGAGUACCAGAAGAUUGUGAAGGAGGACCCUUUCUUGCGUUAUCACGGACAGUUCCAGUUGGCCCUCUUUACGGUUUCCAAUUUGACUUACGAAACGUACAAGGCCAAAACGGCAGAGCUGCCAGCGGUACCCACCAUCCCCGAGUAUGCGCAAAUGCUCUCCAUUGUUGAGCCGGUGGCCGAAAAACGCUUAGGGGGCUUCUUCCGUCGCCCGGCGGAGCAUGAGGUAUAUCAAUCUGAUAACUCGCUGUGGAUCUCGGACGAGUUCUUUGCAGAGCAGAGGUUGGCGGGUACCAACCCGAUGGCAAUUCAGCGAGUCACUUUCUCUGCGGCAAGAGGGCUCAACUGGGCUGAUCUAAAGAAUCUUUUGAAUCCUUCAUUUGAUUUGAAUGCCGAAAUAAGGCAGAUGCUAACUACCGAGAUCCCUUGCAGUCAGGGCCACCGUGCUGUUGAAUGGGCCAUCAAGAAGCGCCUGCUGUACGCAUGGAGGGUGCCCAUAUGCGAUGACAUGGUCACCAUGGAAGACUUGUACAAAUUCCCCGGGGAAGGCUUUAAUCGUACCAUGUGGCCAAUGCUCUCGCCCAUCGCCAUCUUUGCUUCUGUUCCCACGGGAUCUCAAGACCCCGAGAGCAAGCGAAGGCUGAUGCCGCUCGCUAUACAGAUGAACUACAAACCAGACUCACGAGUAUUCACCCCGAGGGACGGUGGGCACUGGACGCUUGCUAAACUCAACCUGCAGUUGUCCGACUUCGGCUACAGCCAGAUGGUCGAGCAUUUGAGCAAGCUCCACUUCCCCGUAGAGUUGUACUGCCUCAGUUUGGAUCGACACAUCUCCACGCUGCACCCGCUACACGAGAUGAUGAAGUGGCACUGCCGAGGUGUGGUGCUCUCUAACACCGCAGGGGGGCCAAAGCUAGUGCAAAAGGGGCAUUUUGAGCACCACCUCCACGCCUAUGGCUGGAAGGGAGCGCACGAUUUUAUCAAAAGGGCAGCUAAGACCUUCAGGUGGAAAGAAAUGGAUCUAAGAGAAAACAUAUUCAGGCGUGGUUUGAAUGAUCGCCGGUCCCUGCCAUAUUUUCCCUACCGAGACGACGGCCAUCUCAUCCUAAAUGUCAUCGAGAGUGUCGUCAAUGAGUAUAUCGACAUAUACUACGAAGGUGAUGAAGCUGUGAAGUCAGACUUUGAGCUUCAAAACUUCGCAAGUGAAAUUUCUGCUGACGGAACAGGGUUAUUUGGCGGGGUUGGCAAGAUCCGCGGAUUCCCCCCGAAGAUCUUGACUCGUGCAAGCCUUAAAGAGAUCAUCACUCACAUGAUCUGGCUCAUGUCUGCGCAACACUCAGUGAUCAACUACCCUGCCAACGACUACGGCUCAUACGUCCCUAACACUCCAAGCAAGCUUUACAACGAUACACGUGGGCCAAGCGACGGCUCCUACAGUAUAUACAGCCUUCAGCAUAGGCACACCACAGCGCUUCAGCUACGCGUGUUUAUCAGCCUGGGCGUGCUCCGACUCGACCACUUGUUUGAUUACGGACCGAAUCUAGACGACAUGCGUGCACGUGCGAUCCUAUCCAAGCACUACGACAGACUAAGCCGACGUGUUGGUGGCAUACUCGAGGAACGCAACAAAAACCGCUACCAGAACGGCCAUCUAACCUACCCUUACCUCAUGCCACGAUGGCUACCGAACGGUAUACAGACAUAGGACAACAUCAGACGACGUCACCUUACUGAGAUACAGACAAAGGACAUCAUCAGAUGACGUCACCUAAAUAACAUACAGACAUAGGACAUCAUCAGAUGACGUCACCUUAAUAGGAUACAGACACAGGACAUUAUCAGAUGACGUCACCUAAAUGACAUACAGACAUAGAACAUCAUUAAAUGACGUCACCUUAAUAGGAAACAGACACAGGAUAUCACCAGAUGACGUCACCUAAAUGACAUACAGACAUAGGACUUCAUCAAAUGACGUCACAUUUUUGUAUGAGAUAAUAUAUGGUACUGAAAACGGGCAAUGUAUGCACAAAAGCCAGACUUUAAAGGGAUUUCUUAUCAGAAAACCCACACACUCAACAGCUACAGGGUCAACUGUGCGAGGAAUACAAAUAGUUACUAAAUGCUAAUGCUUAUGUAUCAGUUUUCAGUUGUUCGGCCUUGGGAGUUAACUCAGCGCGUAGAAAAAUACAAACCUGACUUUGGCCGUUCCCAAAUGAUUAAAAAGAUAUCUAUCUUAUUGUAGAAGUUAGAGCUAAAGUACAAAAUAAAAUACAGGCAUAUUA